Molecule: messenger RNA, 786 nt
Organism: Sesamum indicum (sesame)
Lineage: Eukaryota; Viridiplantae; Streptophyta; Magnoliopsida; Lamiales; Pedaliaceae
Product: early nodulin-like protein 9
Cellular component (GO): plasma membrane
Molecular function (GO): electron transfer activity
Source: RefSeq, a predicted model, not a curated record
AUGGAGGUAGAGAAUAACAAAAAGCAGCAAAAGCUUCAGCUCCACAGCUUCUACAACCAGUGGGCAGAAAAGAACAGGUUUCAGAUUGGAGAUACCUUGUUGUUUGUAUAUGCUGGCGACAAGGACUGUGUUCUCCAUGUAACCAAAGAUGACUACACAAAUUGCAAUACAGCAGCACCCCUUGAGAAGUUCACUGAUGGGCACACUCUGUUCAAGUUUAAUCAAUCAGGGCCACAUUACUUCAUAAGUGGGGUGGCUGAUAACUGCCAUAAAAAUGAAAAGUUAGUAGUUGUUGUUAUGGCUGACAGAAGCAAGAAUUACUCCAAUGGAACAGUUCCGUCUUCUCCUCCUGCACCGUCGCCAGAGGUGCCGCCUCCGUCGCCAGUGGUGCCGCCCCCGUCGCCAGCUCCUUCUGGUGAAGAGUCCCCAUCUCCACCUUCUGGGGUGGAGAUAAACCCAUCUCCGGCCCCGGCCCAGGAGUCUUCUCCACCCAAGAACGGUGCUUCUUCCUUUCCCCUCAGUGUUUUUGGAACCAUAACAGCUUUCCUUGGUUCAUCACUUGUUUUAGCUGUUUGAUGUUGAAAAUGGUCUCUAACUUCUUUUCUUUUUUUGGGUCCUUUUACAUUUUCUUCCCUUGUUUUGAUUGUUUUGAGUGACUCAAAAUGGGAAUGUUGGUAGAUUCAUUAUUUGUUUGAUACAAGUGAGAAAUAAGCUGAGACUGUGUUGGCCAUUGUGUAUUAUCUACUUUUGCACUAAUUGGAAUAAAAUGUCGUGCAUUUUGCUAUA